This is a messenger RNA of Magnusiomyces paraingens, 525 nucleotides long. RefSeq lists its product as uncharacterized. Gene Ontology annotation, molecular function: nucleic acid binding; zinc ion binding. Bases 1 to 525 code for a protein of 174 amino acids. The transcript has a single exon. NCBI's taxonomy places the organism in Eukaryota, Fungi, Ascomycota, Dipodascomycetes, Dipodascales, Dipodascaceae. The record is from RefSeq and is a predicted model, not a curated record.
AUGACUACCAAUGUCACAGUUCAACAGGAGGACAAUCAACUUCAACCCGCCGAUGUCAUCUCCCUUAUGAAAGCCCUCUAUACUGUCAACAUUGACGUUGGUCCCGAGUUUGUUUCUUCCGUUCGUGCUUAUGUUGCUACCUGGCGUUCGAUUUACCAAUCAUUGUCGCCUGAUUCUGUUGUGGCUUUCCUCGCUUUGGCUUCAAUGGGUCCCAAUUGUGAGCGCUUCAUCCAGUACGCCUUGGAGCACCGCUUUGAUAGUAACAAUACUGACAACCUUGAUAUCAACAAUUUCAUCCGGAACGCUGACAAAUGGGCCAAAUUGUUGAAGAUUACUGGACCUCCUGCUACUUUUUCGACUGAGGCGUUUGUUGCGUCAUCAAAGAGUAAUAAAAAUAAGUAUAAGAAUGAUAGAAUCAAGUGUUUCCGUUGUAAAAAGCGUGGUCACAUUGCUACUAAUUGUCAUGCAACUUGGGAAGAGGCUCAGGCUGGAAACCAGGAUAAGGGUCAUAAGGAAUCUUUUUAA